Pan troglodytes (chimpanzee) is the source of this 1221-nucleotide messenger RNA. It is a transcript of the gene FXYD3, whose product is annotated as FXYD domain containing ion transport regulator 3. Gene Ontology annotation, molecular function: sodium channel regulator activity. Bases 679 to 1020 code for a protein of 113 amino acids. The transcript has 9 exons. Lineage: Eukaryota; Metazoa; Chordata; Mammalia; Primates; Hominidae. The record is from RefSeq and is a predicted model, not a curated record. Gene Ontology annotation, biological process: regulation of sodium ion transmembrane transporter activity. Gene Ontology annotation, cellular component: membrane.
UGGAGGAGGAGCAGGAGACAGGGGAGGAAAGGGGGAGGGAGGCUUGUACAGUGCAGGGGGCCUUAUGUGGACUAGGAGGCAGCCGCCCCCACCAGCGCCCACUCUGUAGACCCAGGCGUCUGGCUCCCAGCACCCACGGAAAGAGCCUGGCUAGGAAACUGCAGCCUGGUGCCUGGGAGACAGUUCUCAUUCUCCCCAGGGCAGGGAGCAGGUUAUGACCAGGACUAAGGUCCCAGAGUCCCCACUCUGACCCCUCCCUGCUGUUCCAGCCACUCCCUCAUAUCCACCCCUGCCCCAUCUCCUGACUUUGGUCAGGCUAGCAUCUUCUGCUGAUCCUGAAAUUGUACCAGCAGCAAGAUGUGGCCUGGAAGGGGACUUUAAGUUCCCCACAACUGCCAGCAAUCCUUCCACCAGGCAAAACACAUCAUCUAAGGAAAAGAAGUGAGGUUUGCUUAGGGCGUGGCAGCUUCGGAUAAAGGCAGGACUCCGCCUGGCAGCCCGAUUUCUCCCGGAACCUCUGCUCAGCCUGGUGAACCACACAGAGGCUGGGGCGAGGAGGAUACCAUCUGUCAGUCUUGGCUGGAUGACAUCAUGGGAAGGGGGUAGAGUGGGGCCUUGCAGGCCAGAGGUGGCUUGGAGGAGCCCCUGGAAAGAGGCUUAAGGGGCCAGCGCUCUGACAUGCAGAAGGUGACCCUGGGCCUGCUUGUGUUCCUGGCAGGCUUGCCUGUCCUGGACGCCAAUGACCUAGAAGAUAAAAACAGUCCUUUCUACUAUGACUGGCACAGCCUCCAGGUUGGCGGGCUCAUCUGCGCUGGGGUUCUGUGCGCCAUGGGCAUCAUCAUCGUCAUGAGUGAGUGGAGGAGCUCGGGGGAGCAGGCGGGCCGGGGCUGGGGCUCCCCUCCCCUGACCACUCAGCUCUCCCCAACAGGUGCAAAAUGCAAAUGCAAGUUUGGCCAGAAGUCCGGUCACCAUCCAGGGGAGACUCCACCUCUCAUCACCCCAGGCUCAGCCCAAAGCUGAUGAGGACAGACCAGCUGAAAUUGGGUGGAGGACCGUUCUCUGUCCCCAGGUCCUGUCUCUGCACAGAAACUUGAACUCCAGGAUGGAAUUCUUCCUCCUCUGCUGGGACUCCUUUGCAUGGCAGGGCCUCAUCUCACCUCUCGCAAGAGGGUCUCUUUGUUCAAUUUUUUUUUUAUCUAAAAUGAUUGUGCCUCUGCCCAA